Messenger RNA from Rhinichthys klamathensis goyatoka, 2132 nucleotides. It is a transcript of the gene cbx7a, whose product is annotated as chromobox homolog 7a. Gene Ontology annotation, biological process: negative regulation of transcription by RNA polymerase II. The record is from RefSeq and is a predicted model, not a curated record. The coding region runs from base 331 to 1428 and encodes 365 amino acids. Gene Ontology annotation, cellular component: PRC1 complex. The transcript has 7 exons. NCBI's taxonomy places the organism in Eukaryota, Metazoa, Chordata, Actinopteri, Cypriniformes, Leuciscidae.
UUUUAAAACUCAGAAAGAGCUGGAACAGCGGCGGACCUGAUGGUGCACCAACAGUACUAGUGGGUUUAAAUCCUAAAAAGAACACUCUCAGAGUCUACGCAGUAGAGUUAAGCGACAUUGUAUCCCCUGAGGAGGAAAAACGGGAGAGAUCAGAAACUAUAUUUGCUGCACUGGAUGAUCUCAUUAACAUGGAGCUGUCAUCAAUAGGAGAGCAAGUGUUUGCUGUGGAGGCAAUAACGAAGAAGAGGAUAAGAAAGGGAAAUGUGGAAUAUCUCCUAAAGUGGCAAGGAUGGUCGCCUAAGAGGAUAUCACACAAGAGAAGACAAUGGGAUGCUGUGUUUAACGUACAGCACCUGGGAACCAGAGGACAACAUAUUGGACCCUCGUCUGGUCCUCGCCUACGAAGAAAAAGAGGAGAAGGAUAGAGCUCUGGCUUAUAAGAGGAAAGGCCUGAGACCACGUCGAGUUAUCCUGCGGAAUAUCUACCCAAUGGACCUACGAAGUGCACACAAGCUUCCAGAUAAACCCAGCCCGAGAAUCCGCCUAUCACUCACCCGUUCCAUGGGGACAGAAAUAGACCAGAAUGGACGGCGCUAUAGAGAAGGCGUUGGCUACCGCCGUAUAGAAAUACGCAAGAACAGGCAGUGCAGGUCCAAACUCAUGGAUGACUUCAAACUAUCCCAGCAACCAACCAGACAUCCACUUCCUGCAAAAGACUCUGCAGAGAAAGAGUGGAAUGGAGACGAGGAAGAUGAGAAUAAAAAGGUCAAGAUGAUGAGAAAAAAUGAAGAAAACACAACAGAAGUGCACCAGGACAUUCCAAGUGGUAAAGAGAUGUCUGAGGUGUACAACUCUUCCACAGAACAGGAAUCUGUAAUUACCAUCCAAGAAACUGAGAACUGCGCUUCCAUUUUUGACUAUGCUGAGAAGCCAACCGAGGACACCUGUCCAGUUUUCGAAGCAACAGACAACAGUACAAUCUCCGACACACAAAAGAACGAGCCAGGCACAAACACUGCAGGGGGUGAGGACUCUGUACGGGUAUCACAUGACACAACAAACACUGACCAAUCACUACACAACAGUACCAAGUCAGAAGUCGAGGAAGGUGUGUUUGACAAAGUACAGAACAGACCUUCGGUUAUCGAGGUACAUUUGAGCGCUAGAUGUGGACAGGAAGAGGUAAGAGAAACAGGUGAGGUAGAUAGCUUAGAGGCCAAAGAAAAGGAAAGAAUAGAUGAUGACGUCACAGCAGAAUGCACAACAACAUUACAGGUUCCAGUUGACCAAUCGCUUGCUUCCUCCACCACCACAGUGUAUCCUGAGAAAGUCAUUGUGACUCAGGUGACGAUAAAUUCCUUGACCGUGACCUUUAAAGAGGCCGUGACUGCAGAAGGCUUCUUCAGCAGCUGUCGGCUUGAGGUCUAAACUGAUAAAGGAACCCAAGAACAACAUUACAAUAGAUUUAUGUACAUGUAGUCAGGACCAAGUGAAUAACAGUUCACAGUAGUGAAGCAGAUAUUGUCUAAGCAAGGUAAGAACACCUACAAGGCAUUUUUCUCUUCAGAUUGUCCUUGUGUCGUUGUGGUAAAAUAAUCGUUGAAGGACGACAUUUCUGAUUAUAUUCAGUUAUGCUGUAUCCGAAGACUUUAAGCAUGUAAAGCAAAUCUUUAUAUCUGUACCACUACUUUUCCAUCAGCAGCAGUCAUUACACUUACUGUGAGAAGAAACUGUUUUUAAGUUCCGAAUCGAAGACAUAACUACUGUUACAUCGCCUCUUUUGUCCUGUAAACAACCAGGUGGGAAAAGGAAAGGCCACUUGGCUUUGUUUCCAUAUCUGCGCCUGAGCUCUCUUCACUCUGUUCGGAGGCCUUUGUGCAUUUUUAAAGAGACCGUAUUGGUUUACAUUCACAACUGCUACAGUGGGCGCUUUUGUAGGGGUAGAUCCUGUUCAUUUGAACACAUGUGCUUUAGGUGUGCUUUUAGCAUGGCAGAAAUCAAAGCCGAGCCUAAAUGACAUGUUUUGGUCGUGAUAUAGUUGAACAUGGCUUGUCAGCUCUGUUGUUGCUCUCACAUAUGACAACUACACUGUUUUUUGCUUGUAUUUACAGCAAAUAAAUGGGAAAAUAAAA